Messenger RNA from Nerophis lumbriciformis (worm pipefish), 915 nucleotides. The record is from RefSeq and is a predicted model, not a curated record. Lineage: Eukaryota; Metazoa; Chordata; Actinopteri; Syngnathiformes; Syngnathidae.
AUGGACAACAGGGAACUUCAGACAGAACACUGUCUCAGCUCAAGCUCCUCCAUGGGCUCUGAGUACCAAUCGGAUCUCUGCUUCCCACAGCUAGGCAACAUCUCCUGCAAGAAGCUUACGUAUGACGGGUCUUUGAGUUUUCUUUUUUUCAGAGUCUUCCUGUCCAUCGUCUGCGUCCUCACUGUGCUGCUCAACCUCCUCGUCAUUAUCUCUGUCUCCCACUUCAGGCAGCUCUACACCCCUACCAACAUCCUCCUCCUCUCCCUCGCCAUCUCUGACGUCCUGGUGGGCUUGGUGGCGAUGCCACUAAUGAUCAUCAUGAGCACCGCCUGCUGGUUUUUUGGUCCCAUGGCAUGUGUUCUCUGGAAUUACCUGACUUUCAUUUGUCAGUCUGCCUCUGUAGGAAACAUGGUGCUGAUAUCAGCAGACCGUUUCCUGGCUAUUUGCUAUCCUCUGCAUUAUACUGUCAAAGUCACUGACAACUUGGCUGAUCCCGAAUUGUUUCACACUUGCAUUGGAGAAUGUUUCAGCAGUUUCGGUGUUAUCGGAGGCAUUCUGGACUUCAUCGUCAACUUCUUUCUUCCUCUAAGCAUUAUUGUCACGCUGAACAUGAGAGUAGCAAAGAAAUCGGAGCUGAAGGCCGCCAACACCCUGGGUGUUCUCGUUCUGGUCUUUCUGCUGUGUUUCUGUCCAUUCUACAUCGUCCCUCUGCUGGUUAGAGAACAUAAGAACUCGAGUUCAGUGGUGGAUUAUGUCUAUUAUUUGUAUAAUUUGAACUCGUGUGUGAACCCCUUGAUUUACGCCGCCUUCUACCCCUGGUUUAGAAGAGCUAUUAAGCACAUUGUCACUUUGCACAUAUUUCAGCCUGGCUCCUGUGACACCGACAUAUUGAAAACUAAACGUGCUCACAUAUGA